Molecule: messenger RNA, 1705 nt
Organism: Erigeron canadensis
Lineage: Eukaryota; Viridiplantae; Streptophyta; Magnoliopsida; Asterales; Asteraceae
Exons: 13
Coding region: 77-1459 (460 amino acids)
Source: RefSeq, a predicted model, not a curated record
UCUAAUGCAUCUUUUCAAAGAUUUCUCAGUCUUCGUAAGAAAAGAAAAGAAAAAAAAAAACUAAGUUAAAACAAAGAUGUGGCGGGGCAGAAUAUCAAAAUCCUUACAAACUUUCACUGCUCACACUCUACUAUUCUGCUUCACAAUUUUGCUAUUUCUUAAAUUGGAUCAUCAUCUCUUCUCUUCUUGGUGGAUUAUUUUCUUCCCGCUUUUCUUAUUUCAUUUAGUCGUAGCCCCUGGAAGAUUUUCGUUACCUGCACCAGCAGCUUCCCUUGAACACCAUUGGGUACCAUGUCAUGCGAUUGUUGGCAUGCCUUUGCUUGUUGCCUUUGAGCUGCUUCUUUGUGUCUUUUUGGAGAGCGUCUAUGUUAUGAGAAUUCCUGCAGUAGACUUGGAGAUCGUCUUUCUGCCUUUAUUGGUAUUUGAAUUCACAAUUUUUGCUGACAAUCUCAGAAUGUUACUACCAGGAGAUGAAGAAAAUUUGAGGGAUGAUGAAAUAUGGGAGAUACUUCCACACUUCCGGGUAUGUAGUUCCAUGAUGUUAUCCUUUUUUGCUACCUUGAUCACCCUUUUAAAGCUAGGUGGUAACAUUCUUUGUAAAUCUUUUUUUUUAUUCAUUGGCUACAGAAUUGCAGAGUGCUUUGCUUUUCUUUUUUGCACAAAGUGGUCAAAUCAAGUGAUUCACAGAAAUUCCCAAGCACAUGAAGGCAGUUUAUCAACGGGUACUCGAUAUCUUGAUUGGAAUAGUGGCCCAGUAGUUGCCUCAGACGAUAUCUCUGUGGAUAGGAUGUGUGGAUUGCAAGACAUUGGUGGUCACAUAAUGAAAGCUCUUGUUGUUGCAUUUCAAAUCCUCCUUUGUAUCCGCUUAAAGGAAAAACCUGUUGCUGCUAGUAAUAUCCCACUUGCCAUUGUCUUCUCUCCUUUACUUCUACUGCAAGGAGCGGUAGUACUUUUCUCUGGUUCUGAAUUGGUGGAAAAGAUCUUACUUUUAAACAAUGGGACCCGCACAGGAAGAUAUUUUGUGUUUUCUGCUGGAGCUCGAGACUUCUUUGGGUAUUUGUACCGUGGCUCAAGGUUGUUUGGUUGGUCAUCGAUUUAUGAAGAAAGUCGGGAAGAACAGGCGCGACUUUACCAUGAUAGAGCUUUGGGUUAUAACACUUUCUGUGGAUAUUCACCUGAAGUGGUAAAGAAAAUGCCGAAAAAGGAUCUUGCUCAGGAGGUGGGGAGACUUCAGGCUGCUCUUGGUGAGAAAAUGGAAACCACAAAAUUCAGCCUGCAAGAGGUUGAAAGACUCCAAAAUGAAAAAAUUCUGUGCCAGGUUUGCUUUGAAAGACAAUUAAGCAUAGUACUCCUUCCCUGUCGGCAUUGGAUUCUUUGCAGCAUGUGUUCUGUAAAGUGUAACAAAUGCCCUAUAUGCCGCGCUGUUAUUGAGGAGAGGUUACCCAUAUAUGAUGUAUAGCCUUGGUUAUAAGAAUUAUCCGAAAAGUUAGACACAGUAGCUAAAGGUGCAAAGAUUUUGCAGAUUCAUGAUAAUUUUUUCUUGCCUUGUUGCCAAGCUUUUGUGGGCUAAAUGCUGAGUUGAUACAAAUAUUUUACUAGAACAUUAAGAAGUUAUACAUUACUUUUCCUCUAAAUUUUUACUGUAUAUAAAUAUGCCAUUUUUCUGGCUACCCAAGGAGCCCUUGUCUCAUCGUUAAUAACUUAA